Triticum dicoccoides is the source of this 1057-nucleotide messenger RNA. RefSeq lists its product as uncharacterized. The record is from RefSeq and is a predicted model, not a curated record. NCBI's taxonomy places the organism in Eukaryota, Viridiplantae, Streptophyta, Magnoliopsida, Poales, Poaceae. The coding region runs from base 296 to 1012 and encodes 238 amino acids. The transcript is spliced from 3 exons.
CCGCCACCUACCACCACGCCCCGCCUCUUCCCCUGCAGCACCUUCCCGUGGCGUCGUCCCCUACUUCCUGUGGCCAUGCCGGUGCCCUAGCCCCGCCUGCGCCACUAGCACGGAUUUGACCCGCCUCCAUCACCCUUCGGACGAAGGCCUCCCCAGCAGUUAGAUCCGCCUCUCCCAUGGUCGGAUCCGCCUCUCCCAACGGCCAGAGCCCUCUCUCACUGCUAGCCGUCGCCCCUGCUUCUCCACCGCCGGAGAGGGGGAGGGCAGCGGAUUAGGCCGAGAAGCAGUCGAGGAGAUGGGAAGAGCAGUGACGGGGAGGCGACACUUCUUCUCCAACCAGAUCGAGCAGUGGUUUGAGGUGCCCCAAUGUGUCGUGCGUGCCUCCCCUUGCUCCCCCGUUCGCUCACCGCCGCCAAGAUCCGGCACCUACCUUCCUCUCUCGAGCUUCUCUGCAGAUGAGCAUGGGGAGUGCCUCCCUGUGAGCACCGGCUCCGUCCGCGGGAUCUCAACUCCCCCCUCUCUCAAUGGAUCCAUGGUGGGGCAGUCCGGCAUGCGCACGCGUGCAGCACGGUUGUGGCGUCGAGGCAGCUCAUGUUGUUCCUUCAGCUUGGUUUGUGUGCGUAGUGCAGUUUGUUGCUACGGGUGGCUGGCAUCAACGUGCCUCCAGGAGCAGUCCACUCCUCAACUCGUCAUAGUUCCCUGGCGGUGGGAGAGAAGUGCAGUGCUCUAUGGUGCUCUCUUUCACGGGAGCAGGUGGUCAUCCGCUGCGGUGCAGCUCAAAAACAUGUGCCAGGCAGUUCUGUGCUUUGGCCAGGCGACGACGAGUGUUGCCCCCGGUCAACGCCAUUGUGCCUCCUUCUGCCGAGUGCAGUACUCACCUCACUACAGUACAUAUUUCCAGUGCAUGCAGCUCGCAACCCGCCAAUGUGCCAUGCAGCAAAACUUCUGCAGUUUUUUUGUUCUUUUGUUCCAAAAUUCAUAUGGUUGUGCUCAUAAAGAAAAACUUCUAUAGAGAAAAAAUAAAGAGGAAGUACAGUGCACUCCGGUCUUAAAAGAA